AUGAGGGAUCAAGAAACAGAUAGGGAGGGGAAUGGCCUUUCCAUUAUUGGUGGACCUUCCCUUAAAUUGAACCGGUUACGAAGCUCUCCAUUGAGUUGUUUAGGUUUUGGAAUUCCAUCUCUGGUUGGGGGUUUCAGUUUGAAGGUUAUCAAAUGUGGUGCGGGUUCAUCUCUCUCAACCAAUUCAGGUUCAAGGGAAGGGUGA
Messenger RNA from Lathyrus sativus (Indian pea), 204 nucleotides. The record is from the annotation of a GenBank genome assembly. Lineage: Eukaryota; Viridiplantae; Streptophyta; Magnoliopsida; Fabales; Fabaceae.